GGUGCGUUGCGCCCUCCCGCUUCCGGAGCCCGAGAGGUUCGCGUGUUCUCGCGAGAGGCGGGAAAGGGCGCAGGGUUUGAAACAUGGCGGACGACGUGGACCCGCAACAAACUACCAACACCGUAGAGGAGCCCCUCGAUCUUAUCAGGCUCAGCCUGGAUGAGCGAAUUUACGUGAAAAUGAGAAAUGACCGAGAGCUUCGAGGCCGAUUACACGCUUAUGAUCAACAUUUAAACAUGAUCCUGGGAGACGUGGAAGAAACCGUGACUACCAUCGAAAUUGACGAAGAAACGUACGAGGAGAUAUAUAAAUCGACGAAGCGGAACAUCCCAAUGCUGUUUGUGCGGGGAGACGGGGUCGUCCUGGUGGCCCCUCCGCUGAGAGUCGGCUGAAGUGAAGGAUUUCCCACGGGGGAGAUUGUGCGAUUGCCUCAUCGCACGCGUAAGGCGCUCAGAAGAGAAACCUGCCUGCGCUUCGACGUCAGGAAACGCCCCAAGGAUUCCUCCACUUCCGAAACGAGCUCACGUGUAGAUAACUCACAGCCGCUUCAGCGAAUGGUCGUUUGUCUUUUUCUCCCACACUCCAAUAAAUGCGAUCAGCAAGGCGCACGAGCUCUUUUUCAGAA
Messenger RNA from Lemur catta (Ring-tailed lemur), 625 nucleotides. RefSeq names its product LSM3 homolog, U6 small nuclear RNA and mRNA degradation associated (gene LSM3). Bases 84 to 392 code for a protein of 102 amino acids. The transcript has 4 exons. Lineage: Eukaryota; Metazoa; Chordata; Mammalia; Primates; Lemuridae. Gene Ontology annotation, molecular function: RNA binding. Gene Ontology annotation, cellular component: U4/U6 x U5 tri-snRNP complex; precatalytic spliceosome; Lsm1-7-Pat1 complex. Gene Ontology annotation, biological process: mRNA splicing, via spliceosome; P-body assembly. The record is from RefSeq and is a predicted model, not a curated record.